UUGCAGACCCUGCCGCUUCUGUCCGCCGAGAAGUUCCAGUCGCCGUGUCCGUUGUACUGGAAAGCUUCAGUACUGGAAAGAAAUACAGAUGGAUGGAUUUUCACAACCCCUAAUUCGGAAAAAUCCAUCCCAAAAUCCCCCAAAUUAUUCCAACGCGAAAAUCGUGGCCGCAAAAUAAGACGGCGAUGGAGCGGCUUCGCGGCCGAUAAGCGGCGGCUGCCUUUGUCGAUGGUCGUUGCCGACUGCGUCGAGCGGUGGUUCGAGGACGUGCUGAAGGAGGCGAGGGCCGGCGACAUCAAUAUGCAGGUGCUCGUGGGCCAGAUGUACUACAGUGGCUAUGGCGUUCCCAAAAACGCCGGCAAGGGGAGCCUUUGGUUUACAAGGACUUCAAGAGUGAGGUCAACUGUGUGGGGCGUUAUCGGUAAACGUCCUGCCCCGCCUCUGCGCGCCGUGAACAAAGCUUCAGUCUGCCGUGAAGUUCCAAACCCUGCUUCCGUCCACCAGGAAUUUUCAACCGCCGCCUCCGUCUUUUCAGCCCCGCCUCAGCGCGCCGUGAACACGUUCGGUUCCAGCCCUCGCUUCCAUCCGUCAGUGAAGUUUCAGCCUCCACUUCAGUCCGGCGUGAAGUUACAGUCCCCGCCUCUGUUGAACACGCUUGUCUUUCCUUCCGCCUCUGCCACCGGCACCGCCGACACAGAGACCUCUGCCAUGUUGGGAGUGCAGAUAAUUUUUUUUUCAGGUAUAGCUUGUUUCACCAUUGUUGAUAAGCAGUUUGUAUUUCUCACCAUAGUAACACCUACUUGGACUAUCUAUAUUGUAUUUGGAACUUCUGCAGAUUCUGGACCAGAUUCCAUAGUCGGACGAGCUGUGGUUAUCCAUGCUGAUCCCGAUGAUCCUGGACGAGGUGAGUUUAUGUGUUCUAUGUAUUUCCCAGGAUAA
Molecule: messenger RNA, 939 nt
Organism: Striga asiatica
Lineage: Eukaryota; Viridiplantae; Streptophyta; Magnoliopsida; Lamiales; Orobanchaceae
Source: the annotation of a GenBank genome assembly